Messenger RNA from Iphiclides podalirius (scarce swallowtail), 264 nucleotides. NCBI's taxonomy places the organism in Eukaryota, Metazoa, Arthropoda, Insecta, Lepidoptera, Papilionidae. The record is from the annotation of a GenBank genome assembly.
AUGAAGACGGUCGGCAUCGCAUAUGUAGCACUCGGCUAUUUGCAUAUGAAACGAGGAACGUUCCAAUGUUUUGAUUUUUACGAAGCCCUCGCUCGCUUUGUGUAUCGAGUUCCUUUCUUCGGUCGCGAAGGAGCGAUUUCCCGCUACUGGUGCGGUGGCCUUGAGCGAGCGCGCGCGCAGACCUUGAUUCGAGAAUAUGCUCAACUUGGUUUGGCGGCAACGUGCGCCCCGCUCGGCCACGCUACGGCGGAGCGGAGCGUUCAC